AUAGGCUCGCUUGAAGAUUGCAUCUGUCACCAUGCAGCGCGUUUCGAGCCUCUUUGCGAUCGCCGCGGCCCUGGUCAGCGUGUCGGCAGCGGCGCAGGACAGCGAUGUCGUGUACUUCAACUCGGAUUCCGUGUCUGCCGUUCUCUUGGGUGACUGGGGAGGUCAAGAUGCCGCUCCCUAUGCCGAAGUUGGACAGCUCGCCACCGUUCCCGGCCUCACCGCUGUUGUGACCCAAGUGAAUGCGCAACUUGCCCUUCUGCUUGGCGACAAUUUUUAUUCGUCGGGCAUUCACAGUGAUGAACAUGAUGCUCGUUUCGUGGAGACCUUUGAGCAAGUGUACAACAGCAGCGUGCUUGAGGCUAUUCCCUACUACGUGAUUGCUGGUAAUCAUGAUCACAAGGGCAAUGUGUCGGCUCAAAUCGCCUACUCCCAAUUGAGCUCUCGCUGGCAUUUUGACGAUUAUUACUACAAGAAAAGCUUUGUUUUCUCCCCAUCCUCCGAGCGCAACAUGACCAUUGACAUCAUCUUCAUCGACACGGUGCUGCUGGCAGGCAACUCGGAUGACCUUGAAGACAAGUUUGGUACCUUGCCUGGCCCGAUCGAUGCCGACUGGGCUGAAACUCAAUGGUCAUGGAUUCAGGCCUCGCUGCGUGACAGCACGGCUGACUACCUGUUUACGGCUGGUCACUAUCCCGUAUGGAGUGGCUGCAGCCAUGGUCCGACCGACAUCUUGGUGGACCGCCUCAAGCCCAUGCUGGAGCAGUACGGCGCCACCGGCCACUUGUCCGGACACGACCAUUGUCUGGAAUAUAUCGAUGAGGGUCUGGGCCCCGUUUAUCCUCUCUCUGGCGCUGGAGACAACUGCUGCUAUGACAACACCAAUGCCGACAAGGUACCUGAAGGUGCUAUGAAGUUUGCCAUCUGGAAUGAUGGCACGGGCAGUCCCAUCGAGGGCGGUUUUGCCAUCAUGACCGCGAAUGCUACGGAAGUUGUCUUUGAGUACUUUGCCGCCAACGCCACUCGCCUGUUUACGUCAAACCCUGUCAAGCCUCGCACUCAUUAAUGGGCAUUGUCGACGCCUGGCUUUUUUCCAUGGACCAGGCGCAAUGCUAAAGCGGAUUGUGGCUUGUUACUUUUGUUCCCUCUCUCCCUGCCUCUUUGGGGAGAUCGUUGCUGUUUGUGUCAUCAUCUGUUGGACGCGCUUUGUAUUCGGGUUUGCCAACGAUGCGAAAACUUUCAGUUGAGUGAGACAGAC
Molecule: messenger RNA, 1255 nt
Organism: Monosiga brevicollis MX1
Lineage: Eukaryota; Choanoflagellata; Craspedida; Salpingoecidae
Exons: 10
Coding region: 32-1063 (343 amino acids)
Molecular function (GO): ferric iron binding; ferrous iron binding; acid phosphatase activity
Source: RefSeq, a predicted model, not a curated record